Molecule: messenger RNA, 3378 nt
Organism: Nerophis ophidion (straightnose pipefish)
Lineage: Eukaryota; Metazoa; Chordata; Actinopteri; Syngnathiformes; Syngnathidae
Product: rho-related GTP-binding protein RhoA-D
Exons: 5
Coding region: 156-737 (193 amino acids)
Biological process (GO): small GTPase-mediated signal transduction
Cellular component (GO): neuron projection
Molecular function (GO): GTPase activity; GTP binding
Source: RefSeq, a predicted model, not a curated record
UCAGCAUAACAGCCAGGUGGGCGGAGUUUGUGCGUCUCUUUCGGAGCCUGAGAAUUAGUCGGAGCGGAGCACUGCGGUGAAGAAGUGACCGGCGAGGAAGUCCAAACGUGGAUUUUACAUCGUAACAAGACGUCUCAAGUGCCUGGAGAGAAGAUAUGGCUGCCAUUCGCAAGAAGCUGGUGAUUGUCGGCGAUGGAGCUUGCGGUAAAACAUGUCUCCUCAUCGUUUUCAGCAAGGACCAGUUUCCGGAAGUUUACGUGCCAACCGUGUUUGAGAACUACAUAGCGGAUAUCGAAGUUGACGGAAAACAGGUGGAGUUGGCAUUGUGGGAUACUGCAGGCCAAGAGGACUACGACAGGUUGAGGCCUCUUUCCUACCCGGACACUGACGUCAUCUUAAUGUGCUUUUCCAUUGAUAGCCCAGACAGUUUAGAAAACAUUCCAGAGAAGUGGACUCCUGAGGUGAAGCACUUCUGUCCCAACGUUCCCAUCAUCCUGGUGGGGAACAAGAAAGACCUGAGGAACGACGAUCACACGCGGCGAGAGCUGGCCAAGAUGAAGCAGGAGCCGGUGAAGACAGAAGAAGGCCGAGAAAUGGCCACCAGGAUCAACGCCUUCGGCUACCUGGAGUGCUCGGCCAAGACCAAAGAUGGCGUGCGGGAGGUAUUCGAGAUGGCCACCAGGGCGGCGCUGCAGGUCCGCAAGCGCAAGAAGAGAAGCGCCUGCGCGCUGUUGUGAGCCACCUGUCCACAAACACACACGCACACACACACACCGUGAGAAAACAGACUUGCCUUUUUAUCGAAGGGCAUCUUUGUACUGUGUGCUGCAUUUCACAAUAAGAGUCAGGCAGGCCGAUUGUAUGCAAACAUACAGGAAACGGACUUUGUCCAUAUUAGAAAUGCAUCGUUAUCAAUUCCUUGUCGAUUUUGCUUUUCUUUAAACACACGCAUGUUUUCUUUUGUACUUUGUCACAUGGCAGCCAUGUUCGGAUGCAAUAUUGUCGAGCGAGGGCGGCCAGCAUCAUUUCCUCGCUAAUGUUCCGUCUCUCUGAGGAAGGUGCCGCCCCAGAAAGUGUUUCGCCGCAAAACAGCUAGUGCCUUUUUCUGAGUUGUCUGCACACUUGUGCGCUUGUCAUCGGGAGCAACACCGCGGCCGAGGCGUUUCCGACAACCAACAAAGGAGUUCUUGCCAUUUUUUACCCGAGAUGAGAUUUAAUUUGCCAUUGAAAACGACACGACGUAGUGAGAGUAACUCAACACGUUGGCUGCAGAACCCUAACUUCCUCCUCGUGUAGAACUAGCUCCGCUGUUUUGGGACCCACCCUUUCUUGGAAUCUGUGCUUGACAGGUAAACCGAUUCAUGCAACUCUUUGUGUCUCCGAUUCCAGUGGGUCGGCAUUCUUUUCGUGUUCGGCCCAGUGAGGAGUUAAUGUUUUGUUUUCUUUCUCCCCCCCCGCACUCCUUGACAGAGCAGAUAAGCUUUAGUCUCGGUUCUUACAGAUCAAAUGCAAACAUUGGCGAAGAAGAUGGACCAAAACUGCAACACAUGUCCUCAACAUCCCCAGAAAACCUCCAGCAGCUCUAAAGAUAGCAAAAAUAACAACAACAAAAAAAUAAUCGAACUAUGAUUACCGUGAACUACUUUUUUCCGACGUUUCCUGCGGCUUAUAAAACGUGAUUUAUUAUUAUUUAUUUUUUUGCUAAUGGCCAUAGUGCUCGAUAGGUUUCAAUGAACACAAGCAGACAAUUUUUUUCCUACACAUUUAAGUGGUGUCUAUAAUUUAUGGAUUUUUCUUCACUCGUGUUCAAUAAUCUUCAUGAAACACAAGCAGAAACACUGAAAAGGUGUGUUAUUGUUUGUGCUUUGGCGCCAUCUUCAGCACGACUUUGCUCACUGCAGGUUGCAAAAUGUACUUCCUGUUUUAAUGCCUUGAACCGGAAGUAAAACCGUCCAUAGCGUUCCUGCGCAAAAAGGAUUCUUCAUUCAUCACUCCAAGCGACGUUUGUACGUUUUACAAUGUAACUAAAGCAAUUCAUACUAAAUCGUCCCAUAUGUGAUGUCUGUAGGAGUGUUUUCACGCAUAUUUGUACAUGCUAUCUUAAUGUCGUCAAACUAGCGUCGUUGGCUAAUAUGCUAACAUGUUAACAAGGGUCUGUUAGUAUUAUUAACUCACAAUGGAAUUAUUUUGUACUGUUUCAGUUUCAGAAAUUCAUUCAGUAAAUUCGCCAAAACGUCACCGUGGAGUUAUUGAGUCUAUUUAGCUGAUUGGAGAGCUAUUUUCCGCAGCUAAUGGGUCCCGUGACGAUGACUUCAGUUUUGUUUGAUCAGCCGUUUUACAGGCACCGUUUGGACACAUUUAAGUUAUGUAAAUAAACGUGUACAGAAUUUUUCUGUGUAAAUAUUAAUUUCACAACAUAUAUAUCUGCUGCUUAUAGUCCAGUGCGGGUAAUAUAAGGUAAAAUAUUUUUUCUUCGAGAACUUAGCUGGUGUGCUCUGUAGUCCGGAAAAUACGGUAGUUCCCUAAAAGCAACAUCCCACAGAUGAUACACAAUGCUUACGAGGCCCAGGCACCUUCCUCAGGCAGACUUACCGCUGCUUCUUUUUGCUUGCGUUGCUGAAUGUACCGUUCAAGACUAUGUUGCAAGAUAAGAUGUUGCACGUAACAACCUCCCAGGAACUACAACCUUUACAACUCAAGCUACUUUAUGCCCUUUGUCGGCCGAGCACACAAAAAACUGAGUCGGGCGACAAAAUGACCGGUUGUUUAUUCCGGCUGCCACGCAAUAAUGCACAACAAGCACACGGACGCUGCAAGGAACUGUAAGAAAAAUUAUAAUAAAACUCAUCAGUGGAUAAAAAAUCUUGAGGUGUGUGGCUUGACGCUGGGUAAAAGUAUUUAUUGGGUAAGAGAGGUCUUGCAACUGGGGGGCGUGGCAUUCCCAGAUCCCGGCGAUGCAUGCUACUACAUGUGCAGCCUCUCCAGAGCUGUGGUUCUUCUCCCCCUCCUCCGCCAGUACAAGUGGAACCUCCUCCAAAGUCGCUGCUCGACUUUCCAUGUUUGUUUGUUUUUUUUCCCCCUCACAGAAAGAUAAAAUGUGAUCAUUUGUUCAGAGAGUCAAACUGUUGCUAUCAAAACUGCUGAAUAAUCAAACUCAAAGUAAAAAAUACUCGUGAUUUUAAGAUGCAUGACAGGUAAGGACGAGAAGGUGUUGGAUAAUUAUUUUCAAUGAUUUUUUUGGGAGGUUCCACUGUAUUUGACAUGACAGGAUCCACUUUCAUUCCUGUGAGCUUACUGUCAUACAGCCUUUGUAAACGUACACAGCGAAUGUUCGAUGCCAAGUAAACAUUGUUAAUAAACUAUUUUUGCGACAAUAAA